ACCCUAUUGUGAUAAGUGAGGAAUGUUCAUUGAUUGACGGAUUAAGACGUUAUCACCCCACCUGUGUUAGACCUGCAGACAUAACACAAAUUAGUAUAGCUUGUUAUUCAAUAUGAUGAUGAAUUUCCCUUUUCCAUUGAAUUUGUUGAUUUUCUUGGACUGGUGUUUAAUAUGUUAUUCAAAGAUCUUUAUGCUAAGUGUAUAAUGUUUGCAAUGUAAACAAGAGCUAUUAUACAGACAAAGGGCAGCCGAACGUUUGUGUGGCGUAGCUUCGGUAGACACGCACAGACACCAACACAGAGGGCAUCACAGACCACAGACGAGGGUAAUUCAACAUGGGAGGUAAACCAAGUAAAAAGAAGCUGGUACCUAACAGACCGCCGCCUAAGACACCAGCGAUGGGUCCUCUCCCUACCAGGAUGGUGGCCAAGACCAAGAGGAACUUGGUGCCUCCUGACGGUGGAUGGGGGUGGAUGGUGGUACUCGGGGCUUGUAUAACUGUGUUCUUCUUCCCGGCGGUGACCAUGGCGUUUGGGGUGCUGUUCAGUGAGAAGCUGGAGAUCAUGGGCGCCGGGGCCACAGCCUUCACACUAAUCGGCAACGGCCUCAGCACCUCCUGGAGUUUCACCGCACUGUUGACGGCGCCGCUGUUAGAGCUGUUCGGGUACCGCACCAUAACCAUCACGGGGGGUCUGAUGUCCUUCCUCACUAUGGUGUUAUGCGCCUACAGCACCAGCAUCGUCUCCUUCGCCCUCUCUUACUCCAUCGUCGGCGGUGCGUCUUGUGUUGUCAGUCGUUCCUUCCCGUCUUCUUUUUCCUCCUCUACCUAACCUUUUCUUGCCUUCUUCCCCCUCCCCUGUCUCUUCCUUCCUCCUCCUGUCUCUUCCCUCUUUCCUUCCCCCUUCUUCCUCCUUUUCUACCUAUUCAUUCAUUUCUCAUUCCCCAGACCAUUUGAAGUUCCCAUGACCAUUAAUAGUUCUCCCAUAACCACGACUAAUCACAGUGCCCACGACUAAUCACAGUGCUCAUGACCCAUCACAGUACCCACGACUAAUCACAGUGCCCACGACUAAAUCACAGUGCCCACGACUAAUCACAGUGCCCACGACUAAUCACAGUGCU
Molecule: messenger RNA, 1122 nt
Organism: Homarus americanus (American lobster)
Lineage: Eukaryota; Metazoa; Arthropoda; Malacostraca; Decapoda; Nephropidae
Product: monocarboxylate transporter 2-like
Exons: 4
Coding region: 336-830 (164 amino acids)
Biological process (GO): monocarboxylic acid transport
Molecular function (GO): monocarboxylic acid transmembrane transporter activity
Source: RefSeq, a predicted model, not a curated record